Molecule: messenger RNA, 519 nt
Organism: Topomyia yanbarensis
Lineage: Eukaryota; Metazoa; Arthropoda; Insecta; Diptera; Culicidae
Exons: 3
Coding region: 145-483 (112 amino acids)
Source: RefSeq, a predicted model, not a curated record
GGUCUAGUGCUCCGUUAAAAACGAAAAUGCCAUAAGCCGAUAUAAAAGCUGCCACAUCGUUAGCUAUCAAUAGCAGUCUAGUUUGCUGCUCGUAGUGAUAGUUACCGGUUGCUUUGCACGAACAAUUAACAACUCCCACUCGAUAUGAAGUCAUUUGGUGUGAUAUUGAUGAUCAUCUGCUCGAUAGCCGCCUCGAUGGCGGCUGUGGCUCUGCAACCAAACGCAACUCAUUCAGAGCAUCCAGGAAAGUGCUACCACGAAGAAUCAAAAACGGCGUUGAGUCCCGGCGAAGCUAAAUCUCUACCAGGGAGAUGCAUAGAAAUCACUUGCCUCGAAAAUUAUGCACUGUAUUUCAAAAGUUGUGGAGUUUACUUACUUGAUGAUCCAAGUUGUGAGGAAAUUGGGAUGGACCUAAGCAAACACUACCCGGAGUGCUGCAAGAAGUACAAGUGUAUAAUAAAUGGAAAGGUUACUUAUUCUUGAAUUUAUGUGCCAUAAAAACAAUAAAUAGAGAAUAAU